This is a messenger RNA of Acomys russatus (golden spiny mouse), 2485 nucleotides long. RefSeq names its product MAX network transcriptional repressor (gene Mnt). Gene Ontology annotation, biological process: regulation of transcription by RNA polymerase II. NCBI's taxonomy places the organism in Eukaryota, Metazoa, Chordata, Mammalia, Rodentia, Muridae. The transcript is spliced from 6 exons. Gene Ontology annotation, molecular function: protein dimerization activity; DNA-binding transcription factor activity, RNA polymerase II-specific; RNA polymerase II cis-regulatory region sequence-specific DNA binding. The record is from RefSeq and is a predicted model, not a curated record. Bases 449 to 2221 code for a protein of 590 amino acids.
GUCCGGGCUUUGGCUGCGGCCCCGGUGUAGUAGCGGGGGCGGCGGCCGGGGGCAGCGCGGCUCCUUCCCUUGUUGUGUGUGUCGGUGCCUCCUCGCCAUCUUGUUGCAAAGCCCUUUCUUGUCGGCGGGACUCCCGGGGCCGCGGGGCGGGAGGCAUCGGAAGGGAGGAAGAGGAAGAAGGAAGAAAGAAGGCAGUGCCGCCUUUUUAAUUUUUAUGCAUCAAAAUUUUUUUAAUUUGCAAAUUCCUAUUUUGCAAAUAUUUUGGAAGACAUUGAUUUUUUUUUCCUCCCCGUGCUCCCCCGUUCUUUCCUGAGGAGCGCGCUGCGCCGCCCAGCCCUGUCGCCCCCCGGAGGUGAUCCCUCCCUCCUGCCGGCCCGCCAGCCUGACCUGUGCUUGGCUCGCGGGCCGCAGCCUCGGCCCCGGCGCGCCCCCGGCUGCUCUCGGCGCGAUGAGCAUAGAGACGCUACUGGAGGCGGCCCGCUUCCUGGAAUGGCAAGCGCAGCAACAACAGAGAGCACGUGAGGAGCAGGAACGCCUUCGCCUGGAGCGGGAACGCGAGCGAGAACAGGAGCAGAAGAGAGCAAGUAGCUUGGCCAGGUUGGCCCAUGCCCUGCCUGUGGAGGAACCCCGAAUCGAGGCUCCACCGCUACCACUCUCACCACCUGCGCCACCGCCUGCACCACCACCGCCGCUAGCCACCCCUACUUCGCUGACUGUCAUUCCUAUUCCUGUGGUGACCAACUCCCCGCAGUCCCUACCCCCGCCUCCGCCUCUGCCCCCGGCAGCCCAGCCUCUGCCCCUGGCACCUCGCCAGCCAGCCUUGGUCAGCACCCCUGGACUCAGCAUUAAGGAGCCGGUUCCCCUGCCCACCAGACCGCAGGUGCCCACCCCUGCUCCCUUACUGCCUGAUCCGAAGACCACAGUUGCACCCACUGGCAGCCCCAAGCCUUUGCAGCCCCUCCCUACACCCAUCCUGACCAUUGCACCACACCCCGGAGUCCAGCCCCAGCUGGCCCCCCAGCAACCACCCCCACCCACGCUCGGGACCCUAAAGUUAGCACCAGCUGAAGAAGCCAAAGCCAGUGAACAAAAGAAGCGGCCUGGGGGGAUUGGAACCAGAGAAGUCCACAACAAAUUGGAGAAGAACAGGAGGGCCCAUCUGAAGGAAUGUUUUGAGACCCUGAAGCGCAAUAUCCCCAACGUAGACGACAAGAAGACUUCAAAUCUGAGCGUGCUGCGGACGGCGCUGCGGUACAUCCAGUCCCUGAAGAGGAAGGAAAAAGAGUAUGAGCAUGAGAUGGAGCGGCUUGCACGGGAGAAGAUUGCCACGCAGCAGCGGCUGGCAGAGCUCAAGCAUGAGCUGAGCCAGUGGAUGGACGUGUUGGAGAUUGACCGUGUGCUCCGGCAGACAGGCCAGCCCGAGGAUGACCAGGCCUCCACCUCCACAGCCUCUGAGGGCGAGGACAACAUGGACGAGGAUAUGGAGGACGACCGGGCAGGCCUGGGCCCACCUAAGCUCAACCAUCGUCCCCAGCCGGAGCUGCUGAAAUCCACCCUGCCAACUCCUAGCCCCGCCCCUGCACCUCUGCCUACCCAUCCGCACCCUCACCCCCACCCAGUAGCCCUGUCCCCUGCCCACCCCCCUGUGCAGCAGCAGCCACCACAGCAAAAGACCCCUCUGCCAGCCCCUCCUCCCCCACCUGCCACCCCGACCCAGACACUAGUGCCCGCUCCAGCCCAUCUGGUGGCCACGGCCGGGGGUGGCUCUACAGUCAUCGCCCACACAGCCACCACCCACGCCUCAGUCAUCCAGACUGUGAACCAUGUUCUGCAGGGGACGGGGGGCAAGCACAUCGCCCACAUUGCCCCCUCCGCCCCCAGCCCUGCUGUGCAGCUGGCACCUGCCACACCUCCCAUUGGCCACAUCACAGUUCACCCUGCCACCCUCAACCAUGUGGCCCACCUCGGCUCCCAGCUGCCCUUGUACCCACAGCCUGUGGCGGUGAGCCAGCCUGUGGCGGUGAGCCACAUUGCGCACACCCUUUCCCACCAGCAAGUGAAUGGCACAGCCGGGCUGGGGCCCCCAGCCACUGUCAUGGCAAAGCCAGCUGUGGGGGCCCAGGUGGUGCACCACCCCCAGCUGGUGGGCCAAACAGUGCUCAACCCUGUGACUAUGGUCACCAUGCCCUCCUUUCCAGUCAGCACACUCAAGCUGGCUUGAGGAUGAGGCCACUUAGGCCCCCAGUGGGGGCAGGGAAGGGGACCUGACUGCCCCUCUCCCACCCACCAGCUCCACACAUUCCAGCCAGGCCCAGGCCCGCCCCACCCAUACCACCCCCAGGCCUCGUAGGGGAAGGGGGUGCAGAGACUCUGAGCCAGGGGAAGGAAGGGCCCCCAGGGAGUUGGGUGCAGGCAGGAAGUGACUGACCCUGCUGCACUAGGACUUGGUAGACAUGAGGAUGCUUUGGUGGACACCUUGCCUACC